UCUCGCCUCCAAGCAUCAUGUGGGAGACCCUCGGCCUCCUCCUCACGGUGCUCCUGGCCAGAGGAUCCUGUUUGAGCUGUGAAACCUGCAUCAGCCCCGGUGAAGGCUGCACUGGCUUGGCCCACCCCUGUGGCCCGAAUGAAGACACUUGCCUUACCCUAAUCGGGGAGAACUCUUUGGGCGGAGGCGACACCACCGAAACCCUCAAGACCUGCAUUGCUGCCAGCGACUGCUACGCGGGCUCCCUUAGCAUCACCACCGGAGCCGGAGUCCACAUUCGGAGCAUUUCCAGAUGCUGCCAGGACGAUCUCUGCAACCAGUGGGCGCUGAACUUGCCGCCGAUGAAUCUCAAUCCCAACGGCCUGCGGUGUCCAGUCUGUUUUGCCUUCGAUUCUGAUCACUGUGACGGGAAUGAAACUCUGACCUGCACAGGAGCGGACAAUCAUUGUGUCGCUGUGUCUGGGAUGCUGAACAUAGCCGGUCACCUCUCCCCCUUCGCAGCAAGGGGCUGUAGCACAGCCACUGCCUGCUCUUUGCCGCUGGGCGUCGGGCUUUACUCUGCGGGAGUCAUUUUUACCCUUGACAAGGCACUCUGCAGCCCAGCACCCAACACCAGCAGUCAUGGGAAGAAGCUAUCGGAGGGAUGAAGGCCCUGAACUGACUCUCAGCUCCGUCCUUCCACAAACCUCCUGACUUUC
Molecule: messenger RNA, 698 nt
Organism: Eublepharis macularius
Lineage: Eukaryota; Metazoa; Chordata; Lepidosauria; Squamata; Eublepharidae
Gene: PINLYP
Product: phospholipase A2 inhibitor and LY6/PLAUR domain containing
Exons: 5
Coding region: 18-647 (209 amino acids)
Cellular component (GO): extracellular region
Molecular function (GO): phospholipase inhibitor activity
Source: RefSeq, a predicted model, not a curated record